Dromaius novaehollandiae (emu) is the source of this 2976-nucleotide messenger RNA. RefSeq names its product PNN interacting serine and arginine rich protein (gene PNISR). Gene Ontology annotation, cellular component: nuclear speck; presynaptic active zone. Gene Ontology annotation, molecular function: RNA binding. NCBI's taxonomy places the organism in Eukaryota, Metazoa, Chordata, Aves, Casuariiformes, Dromaiidae. Bases 184 to 2661 code for a protein of 825 amino acids. The transcript is spliced from 12 exons. The record is from RefSeq and is a predicted model, not a curated record.
GGAAGGGUCAACAGCGUGACGCGUUUUACUUCCGGGUGAGCGCCGCUAGUCGCCAUAUUGUCUUGUUCGUGAAGACGAGGAGCGAAGGGGGGGAGAAAACGGCCGUGAACCGAUAGUAACGGUAGCUCCUGCGGCGGGAGGCGGGGGAGAGUUUGAAAUAUAGACUAUAUAAAGACUUAAAAGAUGUGGGAUCAAGGUGGACAACCUUGGCAACAAUGGCCUUUGAACCAGCAGCAGUGGAUGCAGUCAUUUCAGCACCAGCAAGAUCCAAGCCAGAUAGACUGGGCUGCGUUAGCUCAAGCAUGGAUUGCUCAGCGAGAAGCCUCAGGGCAACAGAAUGUAGUGGAGCAGCAGGGAAUGAUGCCAAAUGGACAGGAUAUUUCGGGAAUAGAAUCUGGUCCAAACAACCAUAAUAAUUUUCAGGGGGAUCCCAACUUCAACAGAAUGUGGCAGCCAGAAUGGGGAAUGCCUCACCAACCCCCUCAUCCACCUCCAGAUCAGCAGUGGAUGGCUCCAACCCCAGGUCCGAUGGAAAUUGUUCCUCCAUCUGAAGACAGCAACAGUCAGGACAGUGGAGAAUUUGCUCCUGACAACAGGCAUAUAUUUAACCAGAACAAUCACAACUUUGGGGGACCUCCCGAUAACUUUGCAAUGGGGCCAGUGAACCAGUUUGACUAUCAGCAUGGGGCUGCCUUUGGUCCACCCCAAGGUGGAUUUCAUCCUCCUUAUUGGCAGCCAGGACCACCGGGGCCACCAGGGCCUCCAGCACCUCCUGCACCUCCUCAGAAUCGAAGGGAAAGACCCUCGUUCAGAGACCGUCAGCGUUCACCUAUUGCGAUGCCAGUGAAGCAGGAGACUCCACAGAUUGAUGCUGUGAAGCGUAGAACUCUUCCUGCCUGGAUUCGUGAGGGCCUGGAAAAGAUGGAACGAGAGAAACAGAAAAAACUGGAAAAAGAGAGGAUGGAGCAGCAACGUUCACAGAUGUCUAAAAAAGAAAAAAAAGAAAGCGAGGAGGCUGAAGAAGGGGAUGGUCCACGGUUACCUCAGAAAAGUAAAUUUGACAGUGAUGAGGAAGAUGAAGAUGCUGAAAACACAGAAGGUGUAAGUGUUGGGAAAAUCAGCAGGAGUCCAUCCCCAGCUCCUCAAGAGGAGCAAAGUGAACCAGAAAUGACAGAAGAAGAAAAGGAGUAUCAAAUGAUGUUGCUGACAAAAAUGCUGCUGACAGAGAUUCUUUUAGAUGUCACAAAUGAAGAAAUCUAUUAUGUGGCCAAAGAUGUACACCGUAAAGCAACUAAAGCUCCUGCAAAACAGCUGGCACAGUCCAGUGCACUGGCUUCCCUCACUGGACUCGGUGGACUGGGUGGUUAUGGAUCAGGAGACAGUGAAGAUGAGAGGAGUGACAGAGGCUCUGAAUCAUCUGAUACUGAUGAUGAGGAAUUACGACACAGAAUCAGGCAAAAACAGGAAGCAUUUUGGAGAAAAGAGAGAGAACAGCAACUAUUGCUAGAAAAACAGCUAGAAGAAGAAAAACUGCAAAAUGAAAAAGUUUCAAAAGAGAUGAAUGAAUUUAUCAUCAAGGAACAAAACAGUAAUUUAAUAUCACAGGAGGGAAAAGAAAUUGAAGCAGAUAUGGUUCAUGAAAAGAAAAGAUCUCCAAAUGCAAUUGCACCUGAUAUAGAACCCAAAAAAGAGGGUAAAGAAAAAGAGAGGACAGGAAGGAGUAGGUCAAGAAGCUCUAGUAGUGGUAGCACUAGCAGCAAUAGCAGAAGCAGUAGUAGUAGCAGCACUGUGUCUAGUUCAUCGUACAGCACUAGCUCAGGCAGUAGUCGCAGUUCUUCACGUUCUUCGUCUCCUAAAAGGAAGAAGAGACAUAGUCGCAGUAGAACCCCUUCACAUAAAGUUAGGCGCAGUAGAAGCAGGAGUUACUCUCACAGAAAUAGGAGAGAGAGAAGUAGGAGUAGGGAAAAAAUAAGGGAAAGGAGAAGACCUAGUAGAAAUCGGAGUACUGAAAGAGGGGAGAGACGAAGAAAUCGGAGUCCUUCCCGAGAGAGAAGUUGGGAUAGACGUAGAAGUAGUAGUCGUUCAAGAGACAGACGAGUUAGCCGUGCUAGUCGCAGCAGAAGUAGGGAUAGACGUAAAAGUGAAGACCAGCGUAGAAGUCCAACUGGAAAUAGGCACAAACAUAAAAGUGAUGGCAAAGAUCAAGAAAGGAAAAAAGAGCAGGGUGGAAGUAUAGAUAAAGACAGGAAAAAGAACAGAGAAAGGGAGAGAGAUCAGGAAAAAAGAAAGGAUAAGCCAAAAAAAGAAGAGAAAGAAAGUAAGGCCGGCAAUCAUGAUGACAGUAGAUUAAAGAGAAAAAGAGACAGUGAAAGAACUUUCUCUCGCAGUGAUUCAAUAUCUGUGAAAAUAUUAAGACAGGAUUCCAGACAAGAAAGCAAAAAAAGUUCUACCAAAGAUAGCAAAAAACAUUCAGGCUCUGAAUCUAGCGCAAGGAGUAGUUCUGAAUCACCAGGAAGCAGUAAAGAAAAGAAGGCUAAGAAAUCGAAGCAUAUUCGAUCAUGCUCCAUGGAGAAAUCUCAAAGGUCUGGUAAGAAGGCAAGCCGCAAACACAAGUCUAAGUCACGAUCAAGAUCAACGACUCCUCCUCGUCGUAAACGUUGAGGAAUGAUGUGGCACCAGUGCUAUGACGUUUAAAAAUUCCAUGAGUUAUAAAAGGCUUGUCUCAUUAUAGAGGCACAUUGUGGCUAUGUAGGUGAAACCAGAAUCCUUUUUUUUAUCUGUAAAUAGGUGUAUUUUUUCCAAAUGCUGCUCAAAAUUAAAUACCUAAUAGGAUUUCUUUGUAUUACAUUUUUUCAAGAACGGUAGUGCUUAAUAAGAGUAUAAAACAUGCCAUUCUCUUUCAGCUAUAAUGUUCUUAAAUUACUAUUGAAUGUACUGUGAUGUCAAUAAAGCUCUUUAGUUCAUUUUUGUUUAAAA